Messenger RNA from Pocillopora meandrina, 543 nucleotides. The record is from the annotation of a GenBank genome assembly. Lineage: Eukaryota; Metazoa; Cnidaria; Anthozoa; Scleractinia; Pocilloporidae.
UGGCAAGUAUUCUCAGAAAUUCCCAACGUAAGUCAGAGAGAGAUUCCCAUUUUUGGGAUGCAUCAUCAGCACUAUGAUCACCAUCCAGCGUAUUCCCCUUGCGUAAACCCGUUCCGCUACAGUUACGAACCUGGGUUCUCUCCAUAUAUCCCUGGAGUAUCUUCCGUGGUAAAAACACAACCGCUGGCUAAGAAGGCUAAGGGUGAAAAUACCAAAAGAGAUAAGAGACUAACGUGCCGAGAAUGCCAAAGAAUGUUUCUGCGUCCAUCCGCACUGAAAGUCCACAUGCGUAUUCACAGUGGAGAAAAACCAUACAAGUGUCUCUUCUGCCCGCGAACCUUCAAUCAGUCUGGUAAUCUGACUGUCCAUUUGCGCACGCACACGGGGGAACGACCUUUCAAAUGCACCGUAUGUAAGAAGGGUUUUUCUCAGUCCAAUUCCCUGCAGACCCAUAUGAGGACACACACUGGUGAAAGACCGUUUAAAUGCGAAAGAUGCAGCAAACGCUUUACAGACAGGUAUGUAAUGACUGCUAUUUCUUAG